This is a messenger RNA of Notolabrus celidotus (New Zealand spotty), 2894 nucleotides long. RefSeq names its product H-2 class I histocompatibility antigen, Q9 alpha chain-like. The transcript has 8 exons. The record is from RefSeq and is a predicted model, not a curated record. Bases 433 to 1509 code for a protein of 358 amino acids. Gene Ontology annotation, biological process: immune response. Gene Ontology annotation, cellular component: external side of plasma membrane. Lineage: Eukaryota; Metazoa; Chordata; Actinopteri; Labriformes; Labridae.
ACCUGAUCUGUAUCUGACCAUGACCUCUGACCUCCCACAAGAAUUAUAACAUUUGUAUACAUUAUAUCACUAAGUCUAAAAUAUAUAGAAGAAAAUAUAUCAGUGUAAUGUUAGAUAUUACUUUAUAUGCAACAAAAGAUGAUACAUUGUAAUAAAGUCAGCCGUGUCUCCCUGUGUUCUGUCAUGUGAAUAAACAGAGACACGAGCUGUUCUAAGUUUCACUUUCAUUCAUAACCUCAUUGAUUUGGUUUUAGCGAGUUACUAGUGACGUUAUGCUCAGACUAAAUUCCUAUUGGCCAGAGAGGCGAUGACACCAGCUUUCUUGACUCUCCUUUAGUCACUUCGACACUGGAGCUCGAUCGAGAAGCAAGCCUUGUUCUUGCCUCCUUAAAAGUUAAGAAUUAUUCAAAGUUUAAGAAGACCAAGGUCACAAUGAAGACUCUGAUGAUCCUGGCUGCCCUGGGAUUAGUCCUACAUGACACGACGGCAGGGACUCACUCUCUGAAGUAUUUCUACACGGGGUCUUCUGAAGUCCCAAACUUCCCAGAGUUUGUGGCUGUUGGGAUGGUUGAUGAUUUUCAGAUUGAUCACUAUGACAGUAACACCCAGAGAGACGUACCCAAACAGGACUGGAUGAGCAGAGUCUCAGAGGACAGAGCGAACUACUGGCAGGGGGAGACUGAGAAGCGCAGGGGUGACCAGCAGACCUUCAAAGCCAGCAUUGAAAUUCUAAAGCAGCGCUUCAACCAAACUGGAGGUGUCCACAUUUUCCAGUGGAUGGUCGGCUGUCAGUGGGAUGAUGAGACUGAAGAGGUCAAUAAUGGUUUCCAUCAGUUUGGUUAUGAUGGAGAUGACUUCAUCGCCCUGGACAUGAAGACAAUGAAAUAUAUCGCUCCUACACAACAAGCUGGCAUCACCAAACAGAAGUGGGAUAAUAACAAAGCUGACUCAGACUACUGGAAGAGUUACCUUACCCAGACUUGUCCUGAGUGGCUGAAGAAGUAUGUGAACUAUGGAAAGAGCUCUCUGAUGAGAACAGACCUCCCCUCAGUGUCUUUCCUCCAGAAGUCUCCCUCCUCUCCAGUCACCUGCCACGCUUCAGGUUUCUACCCAAACAGAGCCGUGAUGUUCUGGAGGAAAGAUGGAGAGGAGCUUCAUGAGGACGUGGAACUUGGAGAGAUCGUCCCCAACCCUGACGGAUCCUUCCAGAUGAGUGUUGACCUGCAGAAACUUCCAUCUGGAGACUGGGGGAAGUACGAAUGUGUGUUUCAGCUCUCUGGAGUGAAGGAGGACUUUGUCACCGUACUGGACAAAGAUGUGAUCAGGACCAACCAUGUGAAUCCCAUGUACAUGAUCAUCCUCAUCGUCGCUGCAGUGAUUCUCCUUUCAACCAUCAUCUGUGUGGCUGGAUACUUCAUACACAAGAAGAAGAACGCCAAACGCCCUCCAUCUCCAGUGAACGACCCCACCGUGGAGCAUCAAAGAAUGCUUCCAAAUCAAAGUGCCUAAAGACAAACACACCGCCCUGAGCUCAGUUUCUGGAUACAUGUUGCACUGUAACAAGCAGCAGAUCCAGCACAUGUUUCUGAGAAUUUCUUGGUUUUUCAUCACAUAUGUCAUGAACUGAUCAGGGCUGGUGUGUAGUGUGUGAUGCUUAUUGAUUGAAAGUCAAAGAAGACAGGCUUAAAUUGAGUUUUGACAAAUGCAUUUGAAAUCUUCUCAGACAUAAAUGAUGACUUUAGGUUGUUUGGUUUACUUAGUUUUUGAAAUAUUAUCAAAUCAUAUGCCGGUGAUUUCUCUUUCUCUCACUUGAAGAGAAGUUAAACAAUAUUCAUCCAUGAAAGCAUCACACUGCUCUUCAUAUAUGCAGUUUAAAUAUAUUUGUGUUCAUCUAAAACAAAUCCAUCAUAGUUGCUGUUUGAUACGUCCGGUGUUGGGAGCUUUGUGCUUAAAUCAGUUUUGGUUAUACAUACGUUAAGAUACACACACCACAGACACACCUUCACAUUUUCUGAUCUGUGCGCAUAGGAUCCGGCAGUUUGUGAAUAUGUAGGUUUAAAUUACAGAGUUUGGUCAACCAGCAGAGUUUAUACUGUUUAUACUAAGAAAGACAUUUUUUGGUACUCUGGUUGUGCUUGAUCACUUCAAUUAAGACGGUCAUCUCCCUGUAUUUAUCAGUCAAUAAACUCGUCCACCAAUCCCCUAAUGUGAGAUUGGUUUGACUCUAGUCCCUCCCUACUUUUAGAUCGCCUCUCUCAUCACCACGUUGAAUUAUCUUGAUUGAGAUUCAUAUGAGACAAAUUUUCACCUGGUUCCAACUCCAUCUGUAAACGUUAUCUCAAUUCAACUUCCAGGAAAUGAUCAAAGAAUUCACAAAUAAAAAUAUACACAAUAAGGUAUAUCAAAUUGGCUGCCCCCAUGCCUCUCACACACUCAAACUCUCUUUCUUUCACACACACACUCAACAGAUCAGUUUUCCAGUUCUGUAAAUAUUAGUUGUAUAUUUCUGUAACACAAAUGAAAUGCUGUAUGGAUCCCAAAAUGCCCCAGCAACAUAUAAUUUAAGUUUUUAAUGUUUUUCAUCAUUCAUCCUAUGUUGUUGUUUUUCUUUCAUAAUAUCUGAUUUUAAUUGAGUUUGAAGGCUUCGUGAUUGCAUCCAAGUUCUAAACCAUCAGUCUCAUUUCUGAACCGUCAUCUUGUGUUUUGAGACUUUAUAGUAGUUGAGAUGGUCUUAUAGGAAGCUGAAUGUAAAUAUUGGUUUCAAUCAUUGAUGAUUAUUACUGCUCAAAAUGACUUGUGCUGGGUGAAGUUUAAAUUAGAAGUGAAGUUGCUUUGCUGUGUGAUUAUUUUUGUACUUUUCUUUUGGGUUUCAAUAAAAUUCCUAAAAAUCCAAA